Messenger RNA from Anguilla anguilla (European eel), 2076 nucleotides. RefSeq names its product chromogranin-A-like. Gene Ontology annotation, biological process: negative regulation of catecholamine secretion; negative regulation of insulin secretion; defense response to bacterium. Bases 247 to 1422 code for a protein of 391 amino acids. The record is from RefSeq and is a predicted model, not a curated record. NCBI's taxonomy places the organism in Eukaryota, Metazoa, Chordata, Actinopteri, Anguilliformes, Anguillidae. The transcript has 8 exons. Gene Ontology annotation, cellular component: chromaffin granule.
UCGGUGGGCACCCAUAUAAAGUAGGUGUUGCUGCAUUAAGUGCUUCUCGAGAUAUCAGUAGAGCGAGAGCAGCAGAUGUGCACUGCAGCAGAUGUGGAAGAGCCCACCACUCAAAAGACAACAAAGGCAGAGCACCUACAUGAAUGAUUCAUUUCGCGCAAGGCAGCCGAAGAUAGUGAGACCUUACCACAGACUUUACCUCCUUCACAACAAACUCAGGACUGUGGGUGUUGUUGGUUCGCAAAUAUGAUCACAAGAGGAUGCUGUGUUUUUACAUUAUUGGUGAGCUACGUGCUUUCAAACCCCGUUCCUUCAGAUCAAGUGGCGAAAGAUGACAUUAAGGUGAUGAAAUGUAUCGUAGAGGUGAUCGCUGACACUCUGAGCAAGCCCCAUCCCAUCGCCGUCAGCCAGGAGUGCCAGGACUCCCUUACAGGAGAUGACCGAAUAGCCUCCAUCCUUCGCCACCAGAAUCUUCUCAAGGAGUUGCAGGAAAUUGCUGCUGAAGGUGUCAGUGAGAGAGUCCACCAGCCACCACAGAAGAAAAAUGAGGACGAUAGCGAUCAUGUGACCGACGGCCUUGGGGGUCACCCAGGCGUGGAGGACACAACAGGUGAGCAGUGGGAGCCAUCCACAGCAAAGGAGGGGGCUGCUGAUAGGGGGGACCCCGCGGAGGGGGACAACGAGGUGGAGGAGGAGAGCCGGGAGAAGAGUGGGGAGUCCCGGGAGGGCAACGAGAUUGGGGGAACCAACGAAGGGGAGGCGGCGGGGGAGGCGGAGGAGGGAGAAGAGAAGGAAACGGAUGGAGAAAACAGCCGAAAUUGCAUUUCUGACUCGGUGAACCGAGGUCAGGAAGAGGAAGAGCAGGAGGAAGAUGAAGAAAAGACGGCCCCGGCAGAGGAGGAGGAGACUCACUCCAGCUCUGGGGAGGAUGAGGGGAAGGGAAAGGAGGGGAAUGAAACGGAAGAGGACGACAGCACACAAGUAAGCAAAGAUGGGGAGACCGAGCAGCCGAAGAGCGUCCCCGAUGCAGAGUCCGACGCGAAACGAUCUGAGGAGGGGGAGGCGGAGGAGGAAGAAGAGAUGGAGGGAGAGCCAGGACAUAAAAGGCCUUUCGAGGGGGCAGAGAAAGAAGGUGAAGAGGAUGCAACGAGUGAGGUGAAGGAUGACAGGGAGAGCGAGCCGGGCUUCGAGCGGUCGAGCGAGAGAGGAGAGGAAUCGCCCCGGCAACCGUCUGGGGCCGCAGAGGAAGACGGGCGCAUGGGCGGGGAGGGAAGGAAUCCGAUGGAGGAGACACAGGGGAGCCCGCAGCUGCUGUGGUACGCCCCGCACCGCUCCGAGGAGAACAGCCCGGAGGAGGCGCAGGAGCUCCACGUGGAGGAGAAGAGGGAGGAGGAGGGCAGCGGCAGCCACAGGGGACCAUGAGAUCGAGCGCCUAGCGGCCAUUGAGUCCGAGCUGGAGAGCGUGGCCCAGAGGCUUCAUGAGCUGAGGAGAGGCUGAGCUGAGUUUAUCACCCUCCUUCUCCUCGGGUUUUUUAACAGAUGCGUGUGAGUGGCAGACAUCUUGCUCUGUCUGUUCAGGAGCUGUCUCCAAAAAAAAAAAAAAAAGAAGUGCUGGUUUCUGGUACUGUUCCGAGCCACCUGUCAGCUCUGUGCACCUUGACCCCUCCGAAACUCACACCUUUCCCCUCUUUCUCCCUCAUUCCUCUAGGCCUUCCCUCUUCUUUCUCCCUCUGAAACCUCUAUGAGAAAAUAUUAUAUUGCCUGCUCCUAUAAUGAUUUUGCACUGUACAAACAUGAGUAUAAUGCCAAGGACAGUAAUAGUAAUUAUAAUUAUUAAGGUUAUACCUAUCAUUUUAAGGUUUUCUGCAGUCAAGGGCUGCCAUUGUAUAUGAAAGCAGGAUUUAUGUGUAAACAAGUAUACUUUUCUCUUAGGAUAUUGUACUAGAUUACAUCUUAUUACUUAUGACCCCUCUUGACAACUGCAAUAACUUUACUCAUUUUUAAUAGUUGAAUGAUUUGACCAUAAUUAAUUUAUCUAAGAAAACCAAUAAAUUGGUUGAUAAUAUCUUAAAAUCA